AUGCUGGGCCUUUUCCUCUCCCCAGCUCUGAAGAUCAUUGUUGUUCAGUGCACGCUCAUGCACGAUGGACCUGAUGGAUGUGCUGCUAAUGACCCUUUCCUUAAUGGUGAUCAGAAAAGGUACCUCUCUCGAUUUCUCGCUUGGUUCUGUAUUUUCAUUUCUGUCCAUGCUGGCUCUGUCUGGCUCUGUUCAGCUUUCUCUGAAAGUCCUUUAGAUGUGAUGACAGCUCAGUGCAUCUCUCCAUCUGCCAUCCAUAACGGUCCUUUCAUUUUGCCCAGCUUUCUGCGGUAGAUGAAUACUCAUCUGGUGCUGCCUUCUUUGAGGCCAAUACCAGUUUGCAGCACCUGAGGCUUUCAGGUGCCCACGUAUCUGUUUUCCUUGCUCUGCUCUCAAGUCAAGAAGACUUGACUUCCUGCUGGCGAAAAGCAGUGGAGGGGAAUUUGGUUAAUAUUUGGUUAAUACCCAUACCCAAAAGGAUGGGAAAAGAAAAUAAUUUUCACCCUCAUUACUCACAUCUCUAAAACGGACAUCAAAUGACAAUGAAUGUCAGCCUCUUUGAGAUGUGAAGUUGACAUAUCAGACCAAGUGGCCUACAGAUGACAGGUCUCCUGUUCUGGUCCUGGACCAACAGCAGUGUCCUCAUUAUUCAGGAACCAAUCUGGCAUUUUAUGUCCACUUGUUCUCACUAUUUUUCCAAAUAUGGGGAAACAUGGGGGGGGGUUAUGCCUGCUGUAAUUUGAAAAGGCGACACCUUUCCAUUUAUUCCCAAGAUGUGCAUCUGAACUCAGAAGUCCACUUUCAGCUCAGUAGAAACAGAUGGAUACAAGAAUCUGUCUUGAAUUCCUCCUUCUCUCAGCAUAGGAGCUGUUUGCCUUUUUUUGAAAAUUUAGCUCAUGAAUUUAGCUUCAUGUCUCCAAUUAUCACUGCCUGAAUCACGAAGGAGGGAAUUGACUAGAGAUUUCUUACAAAUAUAAGAGCUCUGUCGGGUUAAGCAUCCACCUAGUCUAGCACCUUGUACCAAGGGUGGCUGGCCACAACUUGACCACUUCUCUUCUCACCCCAAACAUUAUAUCAUGUAUAAACAAGUAGUUGUGGAUUCCCAAGCCAAUACAGACCCUUGAGGAACACCACUGCUUACCUCCCUCCAUUGUAAGGCCUGUUAUUUUAGUCCUACUCUUUGCUGCCUUUUUCAGCCUGUUACCAUUAUAUAAGGGGAUCUAAAUUCUUGCCCCAUAAUUGCUAAAUUUCCCAGUCUAUGUUGCUUAAUAAAUACUAUCCAGCUUUGCAUGUAAAGUGAACCCAAGAUGAAGAUUAAAAGGCAGAAGCCUAUUGGAAAAAGUGGGGCAGGAAUGGACAUAAAAGUAGUCCCAGGAGAACACUGUGCUGUUCAAAAAUAAAAAUAAAAAAAUCAUAUAUGCAUAUUACUAGCCUGGUUAAACCAGAUGUGACAAAGCUGUGGUCCUCCAGACAUUCUUGGACUUCAACUUCCAUGAGCGCCAGCCAACGUGGCCAAUGGUUAGAUGUUGUAGUACUCCAGUAACAUCUGGAAGGCCACACCAUCCCCACUCCUGGCUUAGACCAUCAUAUUAACAGAAUUAAGUACUGCAUCACUUUAAUACCAUUUAUAUAAAUAACACAGGAGGCAACAGUGAACAGGGCCUUCUCUUUGAUUGUACCCUGUUUAUAGAAGAAAUUCCUCAGUGACACUCAUGCAAGCCAAUCUUGUAGUCCUUUAGUUCUUAUUCUCCCGAGCCUUUGGUGGCUGAUGCAGAACCAGCCCUAACAUUAGGUAGGGUGAAGUAGUUGUCUCAGGCAGCUGAUUUUGAAUGUCAUGAAAAGGUUAUUAUUGUUACUUUUUGACCGUCAGAGGAAAAACCUAUGAGAUUUUCUGCCUGCAUUGUUUGAAAUAAAGUGCCCAAAUUACUCAGCCAAUUUUGGGCACUCUGCCCCUUAAAAGUGGGGAGAGCGAUAUUGCGCCAUUAGUUAUUCUGCCUCAGGGAGCAAAAUGUCUUGGACUGUUGCUGGACUUAUUGCUAGCACUGUAAUUAUUGCUAGCACUGUUCUUUUAACUGUUUUAUUGGAUUUUUGGUUUUGAUGUUAUGUUGUAUUGAUUGAUUGUUUUUAGCUUACUGUUAGCCUCCUUAGACUCUAUUGAUGGAUGCCUGUAUGGGGGGCAGGGGGGAGGCAGUAAUGAUUCGAAACAGCAUUAGCCAUUGUGAACACCCAACCAGGGUGUAGUCAUUAUUACAGAUUCAUUAAUCCAGAAUAGAAGGAAAAUUUUGAUCACACCUCUGCUUGGCUUUUAGAGCUCAUUUUCAAGAAAGGGACAAACACCGUUUCUGUCUUGUUCAAUAUGUACUACUUUAUAUGAUGCCUGUAUGGAUGUCCUUAUAUAGGUCUUUUCUAGACAACCUGUUUAUUGAGCAAACGUCUCCAUUUGUUUGUUUUUACAACCAUGUUGGCUGUUUAUGAAGCAUUCAUUCUGGUUUAUUUGUGGGGAGCUUAUACAACAUUGCCUCAAACAAUUGUUAUCCUCCACUUUCUGUGGCAUUUUCCCACCACUUUCCUCAUUGCAGAAAAAUCCAGUUGCGGGGUGGGGUGGGCGGGUGGAGAGUUUGUUAAGCAAAAGUACCAAACCAACUUUGAUUGCACAACCUGAAGUUGUUGGUAUGUGAGUAAAUCCCACCUGAAAAUAACAGCAGUCUGGGAGCACCCAAAAUUAUGGAGAUUUAGUUGGAAUUCUAUUCAUUGUGCUUAUGAUUAAGACUUUUUUAAAAAAAGUGCUCCCCAGCCACCAACUAAUGCAGUCUCCCAUUUUACAGUGACUGGAAAUCUGGUCUUGACUGAUUUUUUUAAUGCAGGCCUGAACAACUUAUGACCCAUCAAGUCAACUGCAGUGCAACAGUCAUGUAUGUUGUCCUGCCAGACACUUGACAGUGUCUGUUGUUCAGGCAAGCAGCAGAACCAAAAACGCCUAUACUGUUCCUACUGGGCUUCCAUACAUGACUGAAGGGCUGCAUUUGACCUUGUUUCAUGUCCAAGACACACCUUUCUCCUAAUACCUGUCUCACCUGAGAGCUGAUUAAGGUUGACGGCCAAACUUGGAAGCAGGUCCGGGAAUUUCUAAAUUGUAAUAAUGGCUGGGUGGAUUCUCAGUGGAAUCUUAGAGUGCAGAGAGGGGAGAUUUAGCUCUUCCCACCGCAGCCAUGAUCCCAACAGAAAUCUAAUUGGGACCAAUGAAAGUGUGUUUUCUAAGGCAAAUAGCAGCAUGAAAGGCAAUUUUUGUCAGGAACACGGGUGAGGAGGGAAGGAUUAAAUUCUCCCUAUACAUUGCAGUCUGGAUGAAAUUUGCCCCCCCCCCCAUAUCUAUUACUACAAAUUUUAAACUACUCUGAUACAUUUUAUUUAUUUAUCUUGUAAAAUUCUAUGUACCAUUCGAUUGUUUAAAAAUACAUUAAAGCGGUUUACAAAAAAUGAAGCAUUUUCUAGUGUCCUGUCUAGUUUGACCCAUACAGAAACUUCUGCAGUCCAGACUAGAUCCAUGUUUGACAUAGUAAGUGCAACAUCGUGCACAAGUCUUUGGGAAUAUUUCUCUGGAUUGGGGCCACAUAAGAGAAGGGGCAGGGAAAUGAAAAAUCCCUCCUGCAACAUAAACUACAAGGGCAUGUUGAUCAAUGCAGUAAGAAAGUAGAUCAAUUUUCCAGUACAUAAAUGGGUUUUUUAAUCUCCAAGAUUGUAAAUACAAUUAUUUCUACCAAUACAAAACUCAUGUUUUAAUUUAAUAUACUUGCUUAAUUUUAUUACUCACUGUCUUUUGACAACAUUCCUUGCUUGAGCCUCCAUCUUCAUCUCCUUUUAAAUGAGCAUUUAAAUUAACAUUAUAAUAAAAUCCAUAACUGAACCUAGUUGCAGGCUUGUGUGUAGCGUGGGGGGUUGGUGAUGAAUCCUGAAUUGUUCUAAAAUAAGUUCCUUGGGAAAUGGUGGGCCAGAUUCAAUUGCAACAGGGGUAAAUAAUCCCAGCUUCCUUGAAAUUUGUUUAAACACCCGCCAAGCCAAUGAUCUGACCAUUGUCUUUUGUUUCUUGGAGCUCUGGCUAAUUAGCUGAGGCUUAUUUACUUUUUGUGUUUUGAGUUCAUUCUGCUGUGCAACUGCUUUAUGCCCACACAAACUAGACAAUGAGUUAAAUGUACAAAUAUACUUCAUGUUUUAAAAAUAAGCAGCAAUUGCAGGGGGAGACAGCGGUCAGGAUCGGGACCUCUCAGGUGUAACACCUUCGUCUUAUGCUAUGAUCCUGGUGAAAAUUGCUAACCCAAAGCUGCUGUAUGCAUGGGGACAUUUUUAUUGCCUGGGUCUGAUUCUGCUCCCUGACUUUUUAUGGUUGCUGUUUGUUUGUUUGUUUUAAAAAAACAACAGAGGAGAGAAUGUGCUCAUACGUUUCCCAUGCUGACUAGUUUGGCCCUGAAUAAGAUGGUCAACAUAUGCAGAAUGCAGAGCAGGUCCUGCCCAAGAUAUUUUACUGCCUGAGGCAAAGGAUAAAAUGGCACCUUCCCAUCCCAUAUAUAAAAUCCAAUUGGAUUGGCAGUUUUAGCUUACUUCAGCACUGGUGAUAGUACAGUGUUUUCUACACAGCACCUGGAGGUAGCAGGUUAGCAGACUCAGGGGAAUGGUAAGGGCUGGAGCCAUAUCCCCCUCCUCUACAAUUGCUACCUGAGGCAGCUGCCUCUCUCUGCCUUAUGAUAGAGCUGGGCCCUGGUGUACCGUACCAGUAGCGGAAUACCUGCUUUCCACUAUCUCUGUUAAAAUUAUUGUCCAGUUAUUCCUGGCAAGAAGGUUAGUCGUUUCUUCUUUGAUGAGGGCCAUCAAAUCAUUUAUUGUUUUGUCCAUUUAUGCUAGGUGAGGCCAUAGCCUGACGCAAGUCACAGGGGACACCCUUACCUAUAUAAGCUUCCUACAUGGGCCUGGUCACUUUUAAAUGCACUUAACAUAUAUGUGCAUUAUCACAUAGUAAUUAUAUCUAAGAGUGAUCAGCGGCCUAGGUGUGUGUGCCACUAGAGUACUAUGAAAGACCAUAUGAAAAGCUCUGCUGGAUCAGGCCAAAGGCCCAUCGAGUCCACCAGCCUGUUCUCAACGCAGCCAGCUAGAUGCCUAUGGGAAGCCCACGAGCAGCAUCUGAGUUUACCAGCACACUCUCCACUUGUGAUUCCCAGCAGCUGCUAUUCAGAGGCAUUCUGCCUCUGACAGUGGGGGAAAAUAUGGUCAUCACAGCUAUUAGCCACUGGGAGCCUUCUAUUCCCCAAAUUUGUCCAGUCCUCUUUUAAAGCUUUCUAAGUUGGUGGCCAUCACUACAUCUUGUCGGAGUGAAUUCAGUAGCUGGAGUGCACUCUUUGAAAAAGUACUUUGUUCUCUCUGUCCUGAGCCUUUCAAAAUUCAGCAUCACGGGGUUUUAGUAUUACGAAGGUGAGAGAAAAACACCUCUGUAGCCAGUCUUAUAGUCCUCUAUCAUUUGUCCUAAACUAAAAAAGUUCCAAAUGUUGUAAUCUCCCCUCAAAGGGGAGCUUCUGCGACUCAUUGAUUAUUCUGGUUGCCCUUAAAAAAAACCCUUUUCUGUCUCUAAAAAUAUCCUUUUUGAGGCGAGGCGAAGACCAGAACUGCACACAGCCUUCUACCUAUGGUCUCACCAUCGAUGUGUGAUGACAUUAGACACGAACAGGUCAGUGCUCAUGCUACGUACAUGUAAAUGUACCUUGUGCCUCUGGAAAGCUUACGCAGGUAGGAACUUCAUGUGUGGCCUGCAUCCGGCCUAAGGCAUUUUGCUGCCUGAGCAAAAUAACAAGAUGGCUGCCUCCUUCUACAUUCCAUGUACAGAAGCAGCGGCGUAGCGUGGGUUGUCAGCACCCAGUGCAAGGCAAGUAAUUUGCGCCCCCUAACCCGGGGCAAGGCAAGUAAUUUGCGCCCCCUAACCCCUAACCUGCCGCCGCUGCCAGCUUCUUCUUGCUGCUGCCUGGUCUGGUCUGGUGUGGUUCUCUCCCGCGCUCAGCGCUGCGCUGGGCGGCCGCUGCACUGUCCCUCCCCCAGAUAGUCCCUCGCUCUCUCUCCGCACCGCACGCCUGGCACCCAGCCCUUCCCCAGUGGGCGGCGACCCAGCGGCUCGGAUCGGAUUCGCACAGCCAGCACUGCAGUGAGAGAGAGUGAGUGAGCCAGGUAGGGGCAGAGAGCUGCGAGUGCGAGCGCGCCCCCCCAGAUGUUGCGCCCGGUGUGGGCGGCACCCCCUGCACCCCCCACGCUACGCCACUGUACAGAAGUGAGCUGAACAGGCCAUUUGAAUGUAGUUUCAACACCGUUGAUGAGGCAAUGUCCUCCACUGUACUUGAAGGUGGUAGGCUGCCUUACGGGGUGUGCUCUGUGGUACACCUCCAAAACAUACUCCCCGCCUUCUGACACCUGUUGCCUGAUGUGGUCACUUCACUUUGCUUAAUGGUAAGGCCAGCCCUGAUACCGCUAAAUGAGGUGGCAGAACCCGGAGAUGGCAGAAUGGGAUACUCCACUACAAGUGAAGAAUCAUACAUGUUAAUGUCAGACCCUCCAAGUAUCCCUAUGUUCCAGGGGCAGUCCCGGAUUUACAGAAGCCGUACCGGUUUCUGAUAUGAUCCUGGAAUGUCCCACUUUUCCUUAGGGCAUCCCUAUUCUCAUCAGAGUAAUGUUGGAUGAUAUGGAGCCAAGGAGAUAAGUAAUUAUACAACCUUUAGAAGAUAUCUAAAGGCAGCCCUGUAUAGGGAAGUUUUUAAAAAAAUGUUUAUUGUUUUAUUACAUAGAACAUCCCUAUUUUCAUCGGAGAAUGUUGGAGGAUAUGUAAUAUGUCCAGAAACUCACCACAAGUAGAAAGCUAGCAAAGCAGGGCCAAGGCUAGGCUUGAAAUAUUCUCUCCGUGGAGUUUCUUUUCGACUUUCAAUAGACUUUUUUACAUGGCAGAGAAAUAGAAAAAAGGCAUCCCUUCCUCACCAUCUGAACUGGCACAGUACAUUUUAUCCUGCUUGCCUGUGAGCUGAGAGAUUCAAAUAGAUCUGGAGCAUUUUGAAACGGCAGACAAUUGCCAUCCCUGAUGCUUUGUUUGUUUCAAGGUUCCUGUCUCGCAUUUACCAGUUUGUUUUUGUACAGCUAAGUAAGCAGCAGUCAAGCUCUGCCAGUUUAGAUCAGCCAGGGGCCUGACCUCUGGCCAUAUGAUUCAUUCUUUGGUGGAUUAUGGAAAUCGGGCUUUUCUAAGGACGUGCAGCCAAUGCUUUUGGGAUGGCAGUAAACCUUUGCUAGGAACAAGUUUCAGUCAGGGUGAACAAGAUAAUAGUAUUUCCCUCCUCCUGGUGUACCAGGAAUCUUGCCCUCUGGCUGAUCUGUAGCACAUCAGUGAAAAGGGAUUUGCAGAUGAGCUGUAAUAGGUUCCAAAUGCCGUGAGUUUAUCUUGAUAGGAGCGGCGUGGCUGGCAGCUUCUGUGCAUGUAAGGCCAUAUGGGAUCAGAUCUUACUUUGUGGUUGCGAUUUCGCUUUUGAAAAUACGAGGCAGGUAAAUCGGUACGAUUUAACCUAAAAGAACGUGAUUAUGUUCCUAUCAUGGUGGAAGCAGUCUGGCUUUAUUCAGUGGGAUAAGUCUUCAGAAAUGGGAACUGGGGUAAUUAAUUCAGACCAUGUGAUGCUAGAUGAUGAUAAACAUCGAAGCGCUCCAGGGCUGGGGAGAAUCCAUACUAUGCGGAGGCCAUUUACUUCCUGUUCUGAAAAGAUGCUGCUUUUAUGUUGAAAGAAAGCUGAUAGGCUACAGCAGAGAGACAGUCAGGUUAGAAUGAAAGAGUGAGAGACUAAAAUGGCGUAAGCCCCGCAGGGUACAGCCUUCCAGGAGAGGGGGUGGGGAGAGAGAAAAAAACGUUUAGCCUAAAAUAACCCAGUUGUAACAAUGGGUUCUCUUAGGCUGUAGGAAAGCAGGGAUGGUGCCCUGUUGCUUGGACUUAAGUGGCUUAUACAGAAUAAUACCCGAGUGUGCAGCGGACGGGCAGACACAGUGACCUGAUUUCUGAAGCCAAGCCCUCCUUUUGGUGCAAACAAUUGCAGGCAGUACUCACUGCUGGAAAAACUGAAGCAGCUGCCUGGAAGGUUGUCUGUCGGCCAAUGUGCAUGGUCACAAUAUAUCAGAGGCUGUUUUUAUUGCCAGGCGCUUUGAGUUCUUCAGUUUAAUAUGGUUAACUCUCAUUUUUCAAGUACCUUUGUGUUUGGAUUCCUGACCUUAGACUUUGGAUCCAUCAGACCUUUGGUGUCUGACCUUUCCCCUGAUCUGGGCAACGAGAGAAGGCUUCAAGUGUCACCAUUCUUAAUCAGACCAAGAGCUCCUUGAGUAGACAUCCUGACUGUCCUUGAUUUGACUGUUUCAGAACUGACUACUGGUUUUAUUUACAACAGCUAGAGAUCUAAUCUACUAACCCCAAAGGAGAACACCCUCCCAAGCUGAUAUUUUGCUGAUGGGAUUUGAUCCAUCUUAACAUUUUGUUACCCUCCAGCAACAUCCCACUCCUGUUUCAUCCAAGGAUGGUUCUUCGGAAAACAGAAGAAAGAGGCCUUCAUGCUGGCCUAAGAUGUUCAAGAACAAGACACACCAAAACAGAAAGUGUUAUUUCUUCCUCCCUGCCUUGUCCGCCUGCAGGUUAUUUUUGCAGCAGAGGAAGUUUAGAUGACACCCAUUCCCAAAAAGAUGGUUAAUAAGAAGAGAAACCGGUGGAUAAGUGACCAAGGAUGAUGAAAGCCUUUUCCUUUCAGUGUCAGCUGUUGCUCAGGCCAGAACAAAAAGCCCAAACAUUGUAGAAGAUUGGAUCUUUUAGACUUGAUGGUCCAGUGUCUGACCCACUGGGGUUGAUGUUGUGUUUUCAUGGUUUCUUGAAGCACUUUCUCCAUUUGCUAGGACUUUUUUCUUGAGUGACGGCUAUUUUUUAUUUAAUUCAUUUUAUUCUUAAAAUCAAUGUAUGUAUUAUUUAAAAUAUUCAGUUAAUGGAUGCUGAUAUUUCAUUGAGAAAGAGCAACCACGUUAUUAUGCUGUCCUAGAUAAUUAUUAUGAAAAUGAAAAGAAGUUCAUCUUACCUGGAAGCAGCUAAUUCUUUGCUGUCCAUUAUGAUGUCUGACCAAAUGUGCCAAUUUUGAAGUUUCUGAGGGCCAAAACAGAUUAAAUCCAUGUCCGAUCUCCUGAUUUAUUUAUUCAUUUAUUUAGUUACCUUAAAUGCCCCACCAGGGCUGUUUUCCUGAUCUAAACCACACACAUAGCUGCUCUUAGACCUACAGGUACUGGUACUUAUAUUUCCCCCCUGCAGUUAAUAGUCAAGGGGGAGGGGAGAAAUCAGAAAAAUGCGAUGGAUAGUGUUUAACCAUACACCCCAGCAUUGCAUCCCCAGUCACACACACACAGUGGGACUUCAUCUAGUUCAGGGGUCAGCAACCUUUUUCAGCCGUGGGCCGGUCCACUGUCCCUCAGACCAUGUGGUGGGCCGGACUAUAUUUUGGAAAAAAAUAAUGAAUGAAUUCCUAUGCUCCAUAAAUAACCCAGAGAUGCAUUUUAAAUAAAAGGUCACAUUCUACUCAUGUAAAAACACGCUGAUUCCUGGACCAUCCGCGGGCCAGAUUGAGAAGGCGAUUAGGUUGCCUACCCCUGAUCUAGUUUGUUCUUAACUACCCAUAAGGGGGCUAGGUUGCGUAUCCAAAUAUUGUUCUGAUUUUUGGAUCACUAUCUGGAGAGUUGAAUGGCACCCAAGAUUACAGAAGCUAGUUGUUUCUAUAUAUGAAAGCUUGAAAGAUUAUGUCUUUCAAACUGAAACAAACAUAAAACGAGUGACUAUUCUUAUAAUGAUAAGAGUAGAUUUCCCUUGCAACAUCCAACUCCAAAUUGUGUUAGGAAAAGCAUUUUUAUAACAUAAAAUUAUUUUAAUAUUCUGAAUUAAAUAACUUCCCAAUAUGUGUGCUUCCUAAUAAAGCUUUUCUUUUAUCUAUUUCAUGCAAAAAGUGUUGUGGUGGGAAAAAUAGAAGAGCGGAGGGCUUUGAUUCAUUGGUUAGAGUUUUUGUUUUAAAACAUAAUUACAAGCAGAGGAAGGGAAAUCACGAAUUUCAGGCGGCAAUCCUCUUCACACUUACCCGGGAGUAUGGUCCAUUGAAGUCAGUGGGUUCUUACUUCUGAGUAGGAAUGUAUUGGAUUACACUGUAAAAAGGCUUUGAUGCUCCCAGUAACAUUCUAUUCUUAUUCUAUUCAUGCCAAUUAAAGUUUGUACUAUAAAGCAUGGAUGCAAAUGAGGGGAUUAUGGAGCUUAAAAAUGAUUCUGUUUGUCUUGAGUUCACACUGCUAGCCAAAGAAUUGGUUUAUCUGUAAUGGAGGCUAAUCUGUUCUUAUUCAGCAUUCAUGGUGGAGCUUGCAAUGGAAUAGCUGUCCAGUCUUCUGCUCUCAUUUUGAAAAUAUAUUAAUGAAAAUAUUCAGAGUUGUAAUUACUUAACACACACACACACACACACAAUAUAUAUAUAUAUAUAUAUAUAUAUAUAUAUAUAUAUAUCUCCUAGUCAAUCAUUUUCUUUCCUUCACUGAGAUUUUUCUCCCACACCAGUAUAAAUUAUUUUAGACAAAUAAUUCCAAAAUUUUCUGUCAGAUAAAUAUUGGUAUAGUAUUCAUUGAGAACUUAAUUUUGAGGCAACAUUUAUUUUAAUUAUAGUGAUCCUCCCUAACCACCUGUGGUUUUUCUUUUUGUUUGUGAGCUUUUUUAUUGUUUUAUUUACUCAGCUCAUAUCGUUCACUGACAUGUCUGCAUAUAUUUUUAGUCCUAGGUAUUUUAUGAUAAUAAAUUUCCAAGGAAUGAAUAAAAAUUGCAAUUUUGCUUACAUGGAUAUAUAUGGCGAGCAGAUAUAUUUAAUGCCCAAUAAUCUCUAUUUCUGCUCAUUGAUUUUAUGCCCCGGGUGAUGAAGGCUGUAACUAGGGAUAAUCUGUAGGGUUUUGUGAAGAGAUACAACCGGAUCAGAAAUGGAAUAGCCGCAUUAUCCAUGUAUAAAGAGAUUACAUUUUAUUAUAUCCCCUGCUCCUGUCUAAUUGUGAUAGACAUUGACUUUAAUGGGAGCAUGAAGGUUAAUAGAACAUCCUCGGCCAUUUUGCUUACUGCUUUGUCACCGAAAACAAUUUGAAUAAUUCUAGCUCAGUGAGCAUCAGUGAAAAUUGCAAAUGAAAUAAGCACAUGCAUUGCUAAGUAAGAGGGCAUAGAUGUGUGUAGAAUUUGCAUAUGCUAAUUUAUGUGCAUCAAUGCAAAUUUAGAAAGAAUUAUAGUAAUUUAAAUAGAAGGACAAUGCAUCUCACCAUAGUGGGGAAGGCUAUGUUCAAGUGACCUGUGAGUGCCUGCUCAGUCUGUUAACCAGGUGCUGACUGGGGAUGAGCAAGUACCAUCCUGCCCCCUGCCCCCUGCUCUCCUUUCUUAUGACUGAUUAUCAUUAAAACAGACUUGGACUCAACAGCCCUUUAAAUAGUGGUUACCUUGAAAUAGAUUAGUGUCCUCUGUGAAGUAGAACACUAUCUUCUCUAUUUGUAAAGUGGCAGUCUUAUGUGAACAUACCUUGGAAAAAGUGGGAGGGAAGGUUCUCAGUAAGAAUUUACAGGAUUGGGCUGCACACCAGAUCCUAGGAUAGUCCCUUUCCGAUAAUUUACCUUAGGCUGCAAUCCUAAGCACACUUGCUCAAGAGAAAGCCACAUUAGACACAAACAUUAAGACUCAAUAUCCAAAUAAAUACGGACAGAAUUACCGUUUUAUAAUCUAUUCAAAUGCUUUAUAUGCAUCUCAAAUAAAAUAGAUGUUGAUCUUUUUAGCUAUUCUUGAUUUUACUCCAGUAUUUAAUUCUUCUGCUGCUGUCCAGGCCAUCAGUGUGGUGCUCUCCAGAAGUUAUUGGUAAAUGGGAAUAGGUGCCCAGCAAUAACCUGAGAUAGCUCAGUCGGUAGAGCAAGAGACUCUUAAGCUCAAGGUCAUGAGUUUGAGCCCCAUGUUGGGCAAAAGAUUUCUGCAUUACAGGGGAUUGGGCUAGAUGACCCUCAUGGUCCCUUCCAACUCUACGAUUCUAACAUAAGAAAUGGAAGUGGGAAAAUCCUGAAGGUCGCAGGUUGCCCCCUCCCAAAAUUGAUUGUCAGAAGGAAAUUCCUCCCUCAGAAAACUAUUUUGGUCCACAUUGAUAUGAUUUAUUAUUUAUUUGUUGCGCUUCCAUUGCACAUUUGCUGCAAGGAGCUCAAGGGGGCAUACAUGGCCUCUCCCUCUCCUCAUUUUGUCCUCACAACAGCGCUGUGGUGGGAAGGCUGAAAGACAGUGACAGGCUCAAAGCCACCCAGCGAACUCCACGGCUGAAUGGGAAUUUGAGCCCCAGUCUCCUAGGCAGACAUUCAAACCAUUACCCCACAGUGGUGCAAGGAAGUGAUCAGCCAAGAGAUACCAAGUUAAUUCUGAAAGUAUUUUUGAGUCACUAUUUCACUGAGAGCUUGGUCUAUAAUAAUCUGGGACCAAAGCUGCAUAAGAGACUUGUUGGAUUAGCAAAUUUCACCUGUUUUCAAUAAGGCUAUCCAAAUGCCUCUGGAAAGCAUACAAACAGUACGUUAAUUCAACUGGGAGCUGAUCUUUAAUAUAACGAUCAUACAACAUUUGUACAAAGCUGACAAUUUUUCAUUAAUUCCACGGAUUGCAUUUUGUGUGCGUGCUACAUUUCAUUAAUGUUUCCUUAUUACAUAAAUUAGAGAGUAACACGUUUGUGCAAUUGGUUCAAUGUCUGAGGUGCCGCACCAUGUGCUCCCAUCAAGUUCAGUGGCUCUCCACUAGGAGCAGGGACUUUUGAGUAGUGGUGCCAGCCUUCUGACACUCCCUCCCCAUGACACUACCUGGCCCAGGCAAGAAAGUCUUCAGACUCCAGGUUAAAACUUGGUGCUUGAAGGAGGCUUUGUGGUCAGUGAAUCCUGCCUUUGCCUCCGUACACACCAAACAUUUAAAGCACGUAGCUUCCUCCGAAGAGUCCUGGGAACUAUAAUUUGAUAAGAGUGCUGGGAAUUGUAGCAAUGUGAGUGGUACAAUGUAGCAAUGUGCUUUAGCUGUAUGGUGUGUACACUUACCGAUUUGUUCCUGCUUUCUUGUGUGUUUUUUGCUGCUUUGAUUACAGUGUACUGAUUUGCAUCUUUCUGUUUCUGCAGAUGUGCAGUUUUGGUUUUGUUGUGUGAUUUUGAUUGUUUCCUUGUUUGUAGUGAGUUAGUUGCAAGCAGCUAUGAAUCAUUUUAGAAGAGCGGGAUUAGUAUUAUUUUUAAAAGAAGAAGUAAAAUAAGGAGAGAAUAAUAAAAGGUUUCCUUCCUUCCUUCCUAUCCUGUUGUUUCCUUCAGUGUUUGACAGCACAUAUCUAGCAAAGGUGCAUGUAUAGCACAUCUCUCAUUAUCUGAAGCUCAAUUAUCCAAUCUACUUGCUUUGAAUCAAUUGACAGGGGAAUAGCGAUAGUUGGUGAUGUGACAAAAGGGGUACAGCAUCUCUUCAGUGGUAUAUGUCUGCAGCCGAUCAGUCCCGCUGAUUUUUUCACCAUUUGUGCAUUUCCGACUCAUUUUUAAUGAUGAUUUUGAAAAACAUUCUUGAUACUGAACAUGCCCAAUUAAGUGAUCUCCCAGGAAACCAACAUCCUCAGCUAAUACACCUGCUGAGCACCUGCUGAGCAGAGAGCCAGAACAAACAGUAGGGUGGGCUUUAUUUCUCCAUUGACUUUGUAUCUGACUUUCUACCAUUUAAAAAAAAAUAUUAUUGGAUUUUAUUUUGCAGUGGAAAAAAGCAGGGCUUUUUCUCAGCCAGAACUUGCCGGAACUCAGUCAUGGCACAUCUUAGGUGGGUGACAUUGCCAUUCUAAGAGAACGGGGGAGGUGUUCAUGGUGAGUUCUGGCACCUCGUUCUCUAGAAAAACAGCACUGAAAAAAUAAUAAAGAAACAAUUUAAAAAAUCAAUAUCACGAGAAAAACAAGUCCAAUUCACUGCUUCUUACAGCAGAUAUAUUUAAAAACGGGGAUUUUUGCUGACCAUGACAGCUAUUUUGUUCUGGCGUCCAUGGCGCUUUCCUGAAUAUUUGGGUAUCGGCACCUCAUUUUCUACCCCAGAAAGCAUUAUACAGUGGUACCUUUGGUUACAUACGCUUCAGGUUACAGACUCUGCUAACCCAGAAAUAGUACCUCAGGUUAAGCACUUUACUUCAGGAUGAGAACAGAAAUCGCGCUCCGGUGGCGCAGCGGCAGCAGGAGGCCCCAUUAGCUAAAGUGGUGCUUCAGGUUAAGAACAGUUUCAGGUUAAGAACAGACCUCCGGAACAAAUUAAGUACUUAACCCGAGGUACCACUGUAUAAAAAUAUCCAUCGGUUAGGGCAUGGUGCUGAUAAUGCCAAGGUUGCAAGUUCAAUCCCUGUAUGGGGCAGCUGCAUAUUUCUACAUUGUAGGGGGUUGGACCACAUGAUCUUUGGGAUGCAUUCCAAGGCUACAAUUCUAUGAGCUGUAUCCCAGAUUUCAUGGACUAAUAAUAGCAGCAUAUCAGAAAAGACCGUCGAGGUUGCAUUUCACAAUAAACUAUACUCAAAUGCUGAUGAAUUUUCAUAAAGACUUUUUAAUAAAAAAAAUCACAAACUCCUGUAGAAAUGUGGAGAAGCGAGCCUUAGAUUAGAAAAAUGAGAAACUGAAAUUGACAUAUUGCCCAUUUCCCUCCUCAGAUGCAAGUCUUGGUCAUCAAAGCCCCCUGCAAUUUUAAAUAGACAUUGCCUCCUUGCAACUUGUGCCUCUGAUUGCUUCUUGUUGGGCAUAGCAUGGCGUCAGUGAUGAACUGCCCAGACUCUACUAGAGGAGCGACCAUGUCAGUCAUAUCAGUGGUCCUUAUGUGAUCAGAGACAUUUGAGCUGAAAGUGCUUAGGAUGCAUAUGGAGCAGAAGCACUUGUCCUGCAAUCUGGGAUACGGGAUGCAGGAUGCAGGUCCUUCCUACAGUGGUAUUUUGGACCACCAGGAUGGAGCUGAUACUUGUGUGUAGAAGCAUCCAUUAUGUAGAUUGGCCUCCUUGAAUCUAGGUGAUUGGCAUUGAUGCUGUACAGUUUGAGUUUAGCCUAGGACCCUCGUACCUACUGGACCGCCUCUCCUGGUAUGUCCCACGGAGGACCCUACGGUCUUCAAAUAAAAACAUCUUGGAGAUCCAGGCCACAGGGAGGUUAGGCUGGCCUCAACCAGAGCCAGGGCUUUUUCGGCUGUGGCCCCGAUCUGGUGGAACGCUCUGUCACAAGAGACUAGGGCCCUGCAGGACUUGACAUCUUUCCGCAGGGCCUGCAAAACAGAGCUGUUCCACCAGGCCUUUGGCCAAGGCACAGUCUGACCCCCUCCUUCGGUAAUCCUCACAGAACUCUAGCCCAAUGGUUGUCAUUAAUUUGAUUUUGAAUUGAUUUUAGAAUGAAUUGAUUUUAGAAUGCAUUUCAAUUAAUUGAUUGUGAUUUUAUGUAAACUGUCACUUUUAUUGUUGUUAGCCGCUCUGAGCCUGGCUUCGGCUAGGGAGGGCGGGAUAUAAAUAAAAAUUAUUAUUAUUAUUAUUAUUAUUAUUUUAGUGGCGUUUGCAUGGACAGAAAGACGUGUGGGAUGAUUCACACAAAGAUCUGUGUAAUCAGCAGUGGUUGGUGGAUUGAGCUCCUUGUUUGCAACAGGAGCUACUGAUUCAAACAGGUUAUGGUACAUUAUAAAUUCAUAAAACUGACCUGUGUUCUGAAAAAGUAUUGUUCUUAUUUCUUAUUCUGUCUAUGCAGCAGUGAAGCCAAAUCCACCAUCAGCCGAUCCAUACAUAUAUUAAUAUUCUAUAAGAAUGUCACUCAGUUCAUGUCAGUCAUUUUAAACACUCUUCAGGUCAUGGGGUGGGGGGGCUAUGAGUUCAACAGUUAACCACAUAGAAAAUUACUGUAUUUUUCGCUCUAUAACAUGCACCCGACCAUAACACACACGUAGUUUUUAGAGGAGGAAAAUCCGUAGGUAUGCCACCUGUAGGCAUUUCCUCCAUAACACGCACAGACAUUUCCCCUUACUUUCUAGGAGGAAAAAAGUGAGUGUUAUGGUGCAAAAAAUACGGUAAUUCCCAUUGCGACCGAGAGUGGUUUGAUUACUAUGCAAGAGUGGUGGAACCUGAAUAGUUGGAUUUGUUAUUCACACAAAUAGGGGGUAAAACUUGCUAUAAGCUUAGAAUCAAAUGACCUGUUCUUGUGAAAUUUGGUCUACGGCUGGCUCCUAGCAUGCUUCAUUAGUAUAAGUUUAAAGUAAAAGACACUGACACAAGGAGAAUCUUGCUGUUUAGCCUGCAUUUCUCCUUGCAGUUUCAUCUGUGAGUUUGUAUUUGAAAAUUGGGAUGUUUUCAGAUGGGAGUCGGUUGCGAAAUUGGUAGUACUCACGCCCACAAGUUUUUUCAGCAUCCAUACAAUGUCAUUAUCAAAGUGCUAACCAAACUUCUUUUUAUUUAAAAAAAUGAUCUGGAUUUCGCCUCCCUGCAGAAAAUCUGAUAAAUAAAACAUUACCUGUUAUAUAUCUGCAGGUACUGCUUGUGUAUUAGAGCUGAUUUGUACAUUUUGGGAGUGGGUUUGCCAAGUAUAUGAUGCCGUUUGUGUGGGUAGCCUAUACUGUCACACACCAACUUCUGUUUGCUUCUCCCUUGAGCACAACCUAGCCAUUCUAAUUCUGGUGGACCCAAACGCCAAAGAAAAUAAGUCAAUUCUCAUUGAUCUGCUGCACCUUUUGGGUUCUCUGCACUUUGACUGGGAAGAGAAGGGCAUUUGCCCCAGAACAUCUUGAAAACAGGAGUGUUAAACUCCUGACUUAGCUUAACUUAAUACAUAACCCAACCACAAAUCACUCUUGUCGCUGGUUUAUACAGAAAAGCGAUGCUGUCUAUUACUGCUUUCAGAUGAGGUGUUCAUUGUGGAUUUGCUAUACAGUGGUACCUCGGGUUACAGACACUUCAGGUUACAGACUCCGCUAACCCAGAAAUAGUACCUCGGGUUAAGAACUUUGCUUCAGGAUGAGAACAGAAAUUGUGUGGCGGCGGCGCGGCGGCAACGGGAGGAGGCCCCAUUAGCUAAAGUGGUUCCUCAGGUUAAGAACAGUUUCAGGUUAAGAACGGACCUCCAGAACAAAUUAAGUUCUUAACCAGAGGUACCACUGUACUUUGUUCACUCAUAUUUUACAGCAGUGGUGGGGUGCUCCACAUGAUGUAGGUUCCUUCCAGGUGGGUAGUUCCUAACACUAUCCAUUCAUUACUCUUCCAUUGUAAGCUCUGUGCAGAAUUGCAACAGACUUCCCUAUCUGCUAGGAGUGUCACAGUUUUGCAUGUGAACAUCAUCUAAUGUUCCAUCCACAUUAGUGGAUGUGACAUAGUCCUGUGGCUGGGGAAGAAAAGGGUACAAUUCAGCUGAGCAUACGUGUGUGUGUGUGUGUGUGUGUGUGUGUACACACACACAUUUAAUUUUUAAAUAAAAGGAUAAAUCUUACAUCCAGGCCCCUCUCUGUGCACAUAUGUGUGCGUACGCGCGCACACACACACACACACACACACACACACACACACAGCCAGCCAAUAAAUCUCACCCUGCAUUCCAAGGGCAUCUGUUUGGACAACAGAAAGCUGACUAUAGUUGCUCCGAGACAAGGUAUUUGUUUUGGAAUUGUCAUGCGUCAUUAAUUCACAGUUUUUUCAGGGUGUCCAGACAACAUAGUAAUCUUUUUAUGAUCAGUCCUUGUUUCCUCAGCAAUUGUGGGAAGGAAGCUUGCGAACACGUGGAAGGACAUCGCAUGAAGUUCAACACGCACAAAACACAAAACUUUGCAAGUGUAGAAACACUGCUGCAAUUCUGCAUGUAGACAAAGAGCAAUGAACACAUAGUGUUGAGAACUGCCUGUCGAGAAGCAGCCUAUGAUACCAUCCAUCUACAUUUCAUGAAGAAUAUAGAAAUCAUUCAUCAAAUCAGAGGUUUAAACAGAUGUGGUGCCAUUUUUGUGGCAUUCUCGUUGACAAUGGCCGAAAUGUCACAAAAGGAAAAGGCAUCUUGGGUAACUGAGUUGUAAAUAUUAAUAGAUGUUCUAUAACAUUUUAAAUAUUCCCCAAAUUGUGAAACUCAAUUUUGUGGUGGUAGUGCAUGAAAUUGAAGACUGUCUCUAAAAGCUGCAUUUGAUACAGAUAUGAUAAUUUCACCGAUGGUCUUGAUAUGCUGUUUGCACUUGAGUUUCGCAAUGCCGAUUUGCUUAAUGUUGUUAUUUCACGUUUCAUGUAAUUCAGGGCUGGUGUAAACUGUAAAUAUUGUUUUACAAAAUAUUUUCUGAUUUUCAGCAACAGACAAAAUAAAAGAACAGUAUGCUGGCUUCAAAUCCGCUGGAAUAAAUAUCAAGGAUUUGAAUAGUGAAGAAUAAGUUUGUAUUUAUAAGGCAGUUUCAUUUAAAUUGAAAACUUCAUUUAUUAAUGCAAAUAUGAUCACUUAACAAACUUUAAAAAAUAAAUUUCCAGAAAAAAAUGAAAAGAAAAAUGUAUCAAAAAUCAGAUUCCACUGAGACUGUAUUUUAACUCUGUGUUAAUAAUAUACGUAUCUAAGAGUCAUCCCUCCUGCUGCAAUCUCUACUUUUAAGAUUGAUUUUUGGAACCAACAGUUUAUGUGCAGUUUCCACAAGGAACUGCAUUUUGGUAGCAUUGUAUUUUAUCCCUAUGGGUUUUAUAUGCUUGUUGAAUGCAAGAAGAUACUGAACUUUUGAUAUUUAUGAAAAGAGAUACAGUGGUACCUUGGUUUAAGAACAGUCCUGUUUACGAACUAUUCGGUUUACGAACUCCACAAAACCAGAAGUAGUGUCCCGGUUUGCGAACUUUACCUCGGUCUAAGAACGGAAGCCGAACGGUGGAAAGGAGGACUCAUUAGGGAAAGCGCACCUCAGUUUAAGAACGGUUUCGGUUUAAGAACGGACUUCCAGAACGGAUUAAGUUUGUAAACCGAGGUACCACUGUAUUACGUACUGAACAGCUAAACCCUUUUAUAUCUUUGGUAGUUUUUCCAGGGCUGUUUCAUAAGGCCAUUUUUACAACUACUGUACAUUUAAUCAGUAUCAGCUGAGGGAAUAGAAAUGGGGCAGAAAGUUGGUUCAAACUGAAACGCAGCCAUCCUUUGAAAUUCACACUUCUGAAAAAUUUGCGAUGCAGUUCUUCAACUGAAAAAGGUGUACGAAAAUGCCUAUAUAAGGCGAAAUGCUUAUAUCAGUGUAAAUAAUAUACAAAAAUGCAUUAUGUUAGGGGGUAAGUGCUUGCAACAACAUGUAUAUUAGGCAAAAUUACACACAGAAGUGUCUGUGUUAGCAGAAAUGAACACAAAAGUGCUGACAAAUUUUCAUGAGGCCUGGAGAGGGGUGGGGAUAAUUCACAUACUGAUGUGGAUGAACUGAACUUAAGAAUUGAAAAUUGAGGAACUGAGUGACAUUGAAAUGGAUAGCUUGCCCUAAAACUAGCUCUCCAGCUAGAAAAGAGCCUCCAAAAAUAUUCCAGCUGCACAGUUUGAUCUCUCAAGAAGUAUUUACCAAUCAUACGAAUUCUAACUAGCACUUAAUUAUAUUCAGCAGAGACACUUCAUAUCACCUAGGGAGUUGCUCCCUGGUUCUUCCCUCCACCCCACCCUGAUGAUGUGCACUUUUUGUGCUGGAGUCUUGGAAUCAGACACCUGUGAUUAUUCACUUCCAAAUCUUGUCUGUUUUUGUUUCAGUCCAGGCAAAGCCAACCAGGUCUCCUGCCAUUGGAAACAGCACUGAAGGCAGCCCAACUGCAGAGCCAGGUAAGAAUACGAAAGGGUAGGCUAAGCCCUUUUCUAUCUGUGCUGUGUUUCCGCGUGGCUGGUUCGUAAGGCCAUUUUUACUACUAAUACUGUAUAUUUAUUCAGUACCAGCUGAGUGUCAGGUGCUGGGCAGAUCCAAUUUGGUGUGGGUGAUGACAUGGUGAACACAUCAGGAUCAACUGUCAAUCACCUCCUCCUUCAACUCACCUUUUGACAGUGUUUUUUUUAAGAUAAUUUUUUUAUUGAAUUUUCAUUUUUCUACAUAACAAAUUAAACAUUUUACAAACUUUGAAAUAUCCAAUAACUUCCUUUCUUCUCCUUCCAUGGUUCAUAUUACAUAUCAUAGUUUCCCGCAUAUUUUACUGUAACCAUUCAAGUCAAUUUUCCACUUUUGCAUCAAUCAAAUAUUAUUUACUCUGUUGAAAUUAUUUUAAUGCUGCCAGUGUUUUCAGCUGUAUACAAUCAUUUUCCAUAUAUUCAAUAAAUAUUUUCCACUCUUCUUUACAUAUACGUUGUUCUUGCUCUCUUAUUUUGUGGGUUAAACCUGCAAGUUUUGCAUAUUCUACCAUCUUAAGUUGCCAAUCCUCUGUAAAAGGCACCUCACCCACUUUCCAUUUUUGGGCCAACAAAACACAGGCCACUGUUGUUGCAUACAUAAACAAACUUUUCUGGUACUUGGGAAUUUCUGUAUGGGUUAUUCCUAACAAAAGGACUCUGGCUUUUUUGGGAAAGGUAAAUUUAAACAUUUUUUUCCAGCUCAUUAUAUAUCAUUUCCCAAUAUUCUUUCACCUAUCUGCAUGUCCACCCCUAAAGAAAAAAUGUUCCUCCCAUUUCUUUACAUUUCCAGUAUGUUUCUAAUUCUGCUUUAUACACCUUUGCCAACCUACUUGGUUUUAAAUACCAUUUAUGAAUCAUUUUCAAAUAAUUCUCUUUCAGCAAAUAACGCGCAGUAAAUUUUCAGAUCACUUUUCCAAAGUUUCUCCCAGAGGUUUAGGUCUAUAUUGUGUCCUAUAUCUAUUGCCCAGUGUGUCAUCUAUUGCCCAGUGUGUCUGAUCAGCACAUCUUUCACCCCACUUCUUGGAUCUGGCAGAUGAUGGAACACAUACGGUUCAGAGUAGACACCACCCUAAGACAUAAUGCUGCAUCUUUUGUCUUGGAGUCUGGAUGGUCUUGUAUUCAGUUCCCAUUAGCUGCUUGCAUAUAGGGCAGAGACAGGGUGGGGCGGUCAACUUACAAUAGUCUCCAAGCUGUGCAAAAAUGGCCCAGGCCAGCCCCCACCUGCUGGGAUUCCUCCCAGGGAGCAGAGCUUACCUCAUCACUGGUUUUUGAGGUUACCUGAGCUCCGUGUGCACUCACCUCAGUGACAUUUUCAUCAAAGGGGCAGGAAGUUGUGUGGGUGGCAAAUUGUGUUGCACCCAUCCCACGGAUAGAGCGGAGUUGAGGUUGAUGUGCUUUUUUUUUCUUUAGCACCCACUUCCUGGACUAGGGGAGUCACUUAUUCAUCACUAAAAAAAAGAGGAUGCAAAUCUGCCUAAUAUUUGCAUAUGUUAAUUCAUCUGUAGGGGUGCCAAUUUAGACGCAACUGGUAUAAUCUAAAGAAAAUAAAGUACAUCUCACCAUUGUGGGGAAGAUUGUGACCAGGUGAGAUGCGUUUCUGGUGUCCAGGGGCUUUAACUGCCGAGGGGCCACCUCAAGCCUCCCGCACCCCCCACUUUCCCUUCUUAUGGUUCUUUUAAAUCAGACAGCACUUCAUGUAGAGGACUCAGCCAAACAGAGGACUGUCUUUCUCCUACCUGGUACCCUUCAGAUGUUGUAUGACUGCAACUCCCUCCACCCUUGACCAUGGACCAUCCCUGUAGUCCUAAAUAUCUGAAGGCCACCAAGUUGGGGACUCUCUUCUGACAGGCCUUCAAAUGGAGGACUGUAAAAAAAGGCAUAUGGACCCCCUAUCCUGAACUGAUUGGCUGAAUCUCAGGCAAUUUCUGUAGCAACAUAAGCCAGGAUUGGCUCUUUUGGCAGGAUCAAUAUUGUCACUGUCUUCUAUGAGCCUGUACCAUACUGAGGCUCCACUGACAGUUGUGAGCUUUGGGGUUGUGUGUGUGUGUGUGUGUGUGUGUGUGUGUGUGUUUUAAUCCUGGAAAUACUGCAAAUCUCUGAAUACAGUACAGAGUCCAGGCCAAUAGUAUUUUUUAUGAGUGUUCAACCCACACAUACUUUUCUCCCAUGCUGGUUUCAUGAAUCAUGACUGAGGGAGGAAAGAUGUAUCUGUGUGAAGAGCUCUGAAGGAAACAAAUGGCCUCCCCUCUGGACAGCCUCAGGCCGAGAUGCCUUAGGAACAUAGGAGCAGAGCAGGCAGUCUUAUACACAGUAAGGCCACUGGUCCAUCUAGUUCAGUGCUGUCUACACUGACCGGCAGCAGCUCUCCAGAGUUUCAGGCAGGGGGAUAAUUCCCAGUCCUACCCGGAGAUGCAAGAGAUUGAACCUAGGGAAGUUCUGAGUGCAAAGCAGAUGCUUUUCCUCUGAGCUACGGAGUUCUUUUUCGCCAUGCUAUACUGAGAAUGCCUCUCAGAUAGAAAAAAAAGUGGGUGGACCAGUCUGUAUUUCCCCAACUCUUGGGUUCCGGUUAUCUCAUUAGCUACAGAAUCGGAAACAUCACAGGGUCGGUAACAUUCCCACAUGCAUUUCUAUCACUUGAUUUCUCAUAACUUGGACCUGCUGUACAUGUAGAGCAGAAUGAUGUGGCAAUGAGCUGGAAGCGUCCUGAGGUGGUAGAGUGAGCUGUAUCAUUUUAUACCGCAGGUGGGAGAACCAUAUUUUUCAAUAUGUAUAUAAAAAAAAAUCCCAAACCUGAACACUCUGCAGUCAGGAAAGUGGCACAGCAGAGGGUAGGGCUGAGACCUUUCUCCGUGAUGAGCUAGUUGUUGUUGUUUUACUUGCAGGAAAUUUGAUACAUGGAAAAGCAAACAAAAAUGCUAUCCUUCUACCUACUGUCUGAGGUGGUACAAUCCCCCUUGCCCCUCCAGAAUUCUGCUACCUUAUUCUGCUGCAUGUGCACACCAGACCUUGAUUACUUAGCAAUGUGGCCACCUAUGCAACAGAACAAGUUGGUAGAAUCCUCAAAUUGCAGGUGGGGAUACCACUUUCGAUGGCUUUUCCACACUUUUGCUUUUAACUUCCUGCACGUAGCAAACUGAGGAGAAUGGUUCUAAGUCAAGAACUUUGCACUAGUUUUCUGUCAGUAAGCAUUUGUCUUGGUGUUGUUGGUUUUUCUUGUUUUUCUUUUUAAUACAUGCAGACUGAGCUACAGUCCAUGCAACCACCUGACUCCCCCAUCUCAUUCUGCUGUGUGUGUGAACUGGGCCUGAAUAAUUGGCAGCUGAAUAUGACAAACUGAUUCAUUUGCGGGGAAGGAAGGCCUCAUUGCAAAGUGAGGGGAAAUGAGGGGAUAUGAAAGUUCUAUCUGUGGGAGGUCUCCAACUAAACAGUAACACUAGUGCAACAUCUUUUAGCUGCACAAUGUAAGUUCCCCACCCUCUCCUUUCCCCAUGCACACCUGAGUUGGGGGAAAAACCCAAGCAGAUUUGAGUGGGGCUGCAUGGGGAGAGGAGAGGGUGGGGGACUUACAUUCUGCAGCCAAAAUUUGUUGCACUCGUGUAAAUGUUUAGUAAGAUAAAACCAUGGAUAUAUCUGUGAGGACCAUUCCUACAUGUGAGUCAUCAAGUGAUGGACAGGCAUGCAUGAACCAACUCAACACAUCAGCUUCAUGCAUGUGUUUAUCCACGCCAGAUCUGAAUUUCCCAAGUAGCAUAAGGAUGUUUGGAGCUUUGGAAUGUAUGGGCUUUCUUUGCCUUGCUGUUUUAGCAAGUUGUACUAUAUUAAAUUUAGAUCUGUAAAUUUAGAUAUCUAUCUAUCCAUCCAACCAUCCAUCCUUCUAUUUCUUUGUUCUCCCACUGUGUGACUUCUGAUCCAACUCUUCUCUGCAUCUUUCCUGCAGAAACACGCAAGCUACGUUUGGUGGAUGGAAGAAGCAACUGUUCUGGCAGGGUGGAGGUUGAAUACAACGGUACCUGGGGCACCAUAUGUGAUGACAACUGGGACCUGGCUGAUGCUGGAGUUGUGUGCCGGCAACUGCAUUGCGGCUGGGCUCUUCAGGCUCCUAUUGCCUCUCAUUUCCAGAAGGGGACAGGCCCCAUCUAUUUGGAUGAAGUGAAGUGCUUGGGGAAUGAGUCUUUUCUGUGGGACUGUCCAUUUGAGAGGAACCAUGACUGUGGACACAAGGAAGAUGCCGGUGUUAUAUGUUCAGGUCAGCACAGAUAUUUUCCUCUCUCUGUGUGUGCACAUGUGCAUGCAUACAAGUGUCUACUCAUACAGAUGACCCAAAGAACUGUCCAUUUCCUGAUCCUGGAGGAGACAAACUCUCAUUAUCCCAUGAUCAGGCCUUAAUGACCAGACUCACAUUGCCAUGCUAAUACUUGGAGACUCCACCAAAUGUGGAAGUAUUGGUGGAGGAGGAGACAGGGUAGAAGUUGCUUGACAUCCUUGCUUUCCUUCCCUCUAUUCCAAGACUGGUAACGGAGGGCAAGGGGAAACAGAAGUCUUUCCACUGACCUCAUUAAAACAUGUCAGAAGAAGCAGCCAGGGCAUUUUCAAUCCCUUUUCCUUUUUGUCUGUAUUCUGAGCCUGGUGGAGCAGCCAAGAACUAGUACAGAAAGGAAUUCCCAGUAUAGUACCAGAUAAAGUGAUGUUGCUGGCCUAAUGUUAACUGCAUGUGGACACUGGGCCAUCCCUGCUUUAAAUUUCGUGUCCCGUGCAUAUAUUUUACGACAGCCGCAUGACAGAAGUGCAUCUCUUGUGCAGAGCUAUAGGAAAGAUCAAGCAGAAAUCUAUUCCUCAAAGAUAGACAGAUAUUUGUCAGUUGUAGCUCAGUACCAUCUCAAGAGAAAUGGCUGCUCCCCACAGGUUGUGUUGUUUUUUGUUUUUAAUAGAGAUCAGUAGAAAUAUAUGAAUCAGAGCCCUGCUGGAUCAGGCCAAGCUCCCUCCAGUCCUGCAUUUUUCUCUGGGGCAGCUGGAGACAUCAGGAGGACCGUCUUUAUCUUUUUCAAUAAUAAACCAUGAAAUAACUUUAUGUCUCUGAAGAAGUCCCAGGCCCAAGCAAGUAGUGCAAGUGUUUUGAGAACUAUGUGUACUGAAUGUAGCUCCCUUGAAAAACAUGUAGCCCUGUUCCUCCUAAUGCCUGGCCUCCAAACCAGGGUGUCAGCACUUAGCAAGAUUGGGGAGAUCUCCUGCGCUGACCUCCACACCUCCCAUGGAAUCUUCUCUCGGAAUGUUUCCCAGAAAGCACAUUAGCAUAAGUUAUGCUAAGCACAUCCCUGCUGUUUUCGCACAUGGUACCUAAAGUGACUUUGAGACACAUGGUAGCAUUUGAUGUCUUCAUUGCUGAACUGAAACAUCAAAAAGCUACCCACCCACACCCCCUUUGGAUGGGAGCUCAUUUUUAAAAAUAUCAUAGGAAGACGAAGGAGGGAAAACGUCAUUUAUUACUGUGGGACAGAAAAUGGAAGAUGACAGCCUUGAAACCAAAUGGGCAUCCUACCAUGUCCUUAGCCUCCGUCUGGUCCAUUGUUUCUGAAUGUUAUGAUUUGGCAAACAGAAGAGAGACAUUUUAAACUUGAAGACAUGUUCUGAUCAGCGUGGCAAUCUCAAUCCUCAAAUACAGGAAACGGCUCUACUAUAGUUCUUAGCAUCACACAUGAAAAUGCCUUCCAUGUAACAGAUAUAGCUCUGGCCUACAAGAAAAGGAAAUCACUGGUGCUGAUAAUGUAGCAGUGUAUUACAGCAUAAGAGUGGCAUUUCCCCAGCUGUUUUAUCUUUGCUGAUUCUAUUUCUCUCCCUCACUCCCAUCACCUCCGCAGAGCACCAGGAGUGGCGGCUGUCAGAAGGACUAGAUGCUUGUGCCGGCCGAGUGGAGGUUUAUUACCGGGGCACCUGGAACACUGUGUGUGAUGGUAACUGGUACCAGGAUGAGGCUGAUGUGCUCUGUCACUCAUUGAACUGCAGUGAGAAGGCCUCAGUCCCGAGAGUGCCUUUCAACCACACGCUGAUGGGCAAGAUGUACUAUGACUGCUCUGGAACAGAAAACUCGCUCGCCAGCUGCAGCUGGCUCUACAACAAUAGCAAUGUGUGUGCUGCCCAGUUUGGAGCUGCUGGUGUGAUCUGCAAAGGUAAUUACCCUAACUGGUGUCUCCAGUAUGCCUUCUCUUUUUCUCUCCCUCUCUCUGGUGCAGAUUUCAACCAAAGGGGUAUAAUGGUAGGAACAGGUAAGGACAGGGGAGAACUCUGAUUCAGUUGGCGUUUAAAGGCAAAGCUAUGUCAUCUGAACUUUCCUUUUUUUUAAAAAAAUGAUAUUUAUUAAAGUUUCAAAGAAAGGAUUACAUAAAUAAAAAGAGGAAAAAAAGAAAAAGAAACAAAAAGGAAAAAAAUACAAAAUACAAAAAAAGAUAACAAACACUUAAAAAACACAUCAGUCUUUCCAUGCCUUUCAUUUCAUUUCCUUACUUCCCUGACCUCCUCACACCUCCCUUUUUUGUAUUCCAGUUCUGUUAGUUAAUUCAGCAAUUCCUUUCCCUCUUUGUUUUUGUCUUAAUCCUUUAACUUAAUAUAUUAUAACUUUGAAUUUUCACCUGUUAACAAUCCAUUUUUACAUACACCUUUAUAACAUGACUGCUAAAACCACUUAACUUCAUUCUGACAUCAUUCUAACAUUCAUUAAUUUUGCAGUAUUUCUGUAAAUAGUCUUUAAAUUUCUUCCAAUCUUCUUCCACCGACUCUUCUCCCUGGUCUCGGAUUCUGCCAGUCAUUUCCGCCAGUUCCAUAUAGUCCAUCACCUUCAUCUGCCAUUCUUCCAGAGUGGGUAAAUCUUGUGUCUUCCAAUACUUUGCAAUAAGUAUUCUUGCUGCUGUUGUGGCAUACAUAAAGAAAGUUCUGUCCUUCUUUGGCACCAAUUGGCCGACCAUGCCCAGGAGAAAGGCCUCUGGUUUCUUCAGGAAGGUAUAUUUAUAUACCUUUUCAUUUCAUUAUAGAUCAUCUUCCAGAAAGCCUUAAUCCUUGGGCAUGUCCACCAAAGGUGAAAGAAUGUACCUUCAGUUUCUUUACAUUUCCAACAUUUAUUAUCGGGCAAAUGAUAGAUUUUUGCAAGCUUGACUGGUGUCAUGUACCACCUGUAUAUCAUUUUCAUAAUAUUCUCUCUUAAGGCAUUACAUGCCGUAAACUUCAUACCUAUGGUCCAUAACUGUUCCCAGUCAGCCAUCAUUAUGUUAUGUCCAACAUCUUGUGCCCAUUUAAUCAUAGCAGAUUUCACCGUUUCAUCCUGAGUAUUCCAUUUCAACAGCAAGUUAUACAUCUUUGACAAAAUCUUAGUUUUGGGUUCUAACAGUUCUGUUUCUAAUUUUGAUUUUUCCACCUGGAAGCCAAUUUUCUUGUCCAAAUUGUAUGCCUCCAUUAUCUGAUAAUAAUGAAGCCAAUCUCGCACUUUGUUUUUUAGUUUCUCAAAGCUCUGCAGUUUCAAUCUAUCUCCCUCUUGUUCCAGAAUUUCCCAAUAUUUCGGCCAUUUGGCCUCCAUAUUGAGCUUUUUCUGAGCUUUCGCUUCCAUCGGUGACAGCCACCUUGGGGUUUUGUUUUCCAAUAGGUCCUUAUAUCUUAUCCAGACAUUAAACAAUGCUUUCCUGACAAUAUGAUUUUUAAAUGCUUUAUGUGCUUUGACCUUAUCAUACCACAAAUAUGCAUGCCAUCCAAAUACAUUAUUAAAACCUUCUAAAUCCAAAAUGUCUGUGUUUUCAAGAAGCAGCCAUUCUUUCAGCCAGCAAAAAGCUGCUGAUUCGUAAUAAAGUUUAAGGUCUGGCAGGGCAAAUCCACCUCUUUCCUUUACAUCCGUUAGUAUUUUAAAUUUUAUUCUAGGCUUCUUGCCCUGCCAGACAAAUCUAGAGAUAUCUUUCUGCCACUUCUUGAAGCAAUCCAUUUUGUCCAAAAUUUGCAAUGUUUGAAACAGAAACAACAUUCUAGGCAAUACAUUCAUUUUUAUCGCAGCAAUACGGCCUAGCAGCGAAAGCUUCAAAUUUGACCAAAUUUCUAAAUCUUUUUUCACUUCAGCCCAGCAUUUUUCAUAAUUGUCUUUAAAUAGAUUCCCAUUUUUAGCUGUCAUGUUAAUCCCCAGGUAUUUCACUUUCUUAACCACUGUUAAACCUGUCUCAUUCUGAAACCUCUCUCUCUCAGUCACUGUUAAGUUUUUCUCUAAGACCUUUGUUUUUAACUUAUUCAGUUUAAAUCCUGCAACCUGACCAAAUUCUUGAAUCAGUUCCAAAACCCUUUUAGUACUAGAUUCUGGCUCCUGUAAUGUCAAUACUAAAUCAUCUGCAAAUGCUCUCAAUUUGUACUGUUUAGCUCCGACUUGUAUACCUUUAACCAAUUGGUCCCUUCUAAUCAUGUUCAGCAGGACCUCCAGGACCGAUAUAAAAAGCAAUGGGGAGAUUGGGCAACCUUGUCGUGUCCCUUUUUCUAUCUUAAAUUCCGUCAUCUGAACUUUCCAAAGUGCUGUGUGAACCAAAAUGCCACCCUCCUUGGGAAUUCAAUUUUGCAGUGCCAUUCUCCGAUCAAGUCCUCAACUUAAGUCUGGGGGAAAGAGAAACCGAGAGCAACUGAAACAGGCAGAUAUGAAUAUCAGAAGAUCCUGCUGGAUCAGGCCAGUGGCCCAUCUAGUGCAGCAUCCUGUUCUCACAGUGGCCAACCAGAUGCCCAUAGGAAACCACGGAGCAGAACAGGAGCACCCUCCCUUCCUGUGGUUUCCAGCAACUGGCAUUCAAAAGUAUUGCUGCUUCCAACUGUGGAGGCAGAACAUAGCCAUCAUGGCUAGUAGCCAUCAUUGAUAAACUGUGAAUUUGUCUAAUCCUCUUUCAAAGCGUCCAAGUUGGUGGCCAUCCCUGCCUCCUGCGGGAGCAAGUUCCGUAGUUUUAACUAUGUGCUGCAUGAAGAAGUACUGCUUUGGGGGUGCAGUCUGUCCUGAAUCUUUCAACAUUCAGCUUCCCUGGAUGUCCUGUUCUGGUGUUACAAGAUCCCCAGGGACAAGUGAUUGUCCAUUAAUAUUCCUCACCACCAUCUGCCUGGAGCAUCUCCACCCCCAUCGUUCUGCCCGGAUGCUGAGGUCCAGCGCCGAGGGCCUUCUGGCGGUUCCCUCACUGCGAGAAGCAAAGCUACAGGGAACCAGGCAGAGGGCCUUCUUGGUAGUGGUGCCCACCCUGUGGAAUGCCCUCCCACCAGAUGUCAAAGAGAUAAACAACUACCUGACAUUUAGAAGACAUCUGAAGGCAGCCCUGUUCAGGGAAGUUUUUAAUGUGUGACAUUUUACUGUAUUUUUAAUCUUUGUUGGAAGCCGCCCAGAGUGGCUGGGGAGACCCAGCCAGAUGGGUGGGGUACAAAUAAUAAAUUAUUAUUAUUAUUAUUAUUACUACUACUACUACUACUACUACCACCACCACCACCACUUCCCUUCAAGAUUAAGGACUUCCCUGCAUUUUUGCCUUGCCAGACAUCAAUAUCCAUUUAACACAUUCUCACCUGUGGACUAUCUGCAGAAGGUGAAGCCAAGAAUAGAUCACAUGCCUAAAAGCAUUCCAGAGUAAAGACAGGCCAAAUUUAGAUCACUAGCUGAAAUGGAGACAGAAAUCCCACCUGGAGCCUGGGGUUCUUCCCCCUACAGGCAUAGCUGAUCACGUUGGUGAACUGGGCUAUUUGUUCCCUGUUUGCUACCAGUCCAAAAAAUGAUCCAAGUGCUUCCAUGAGGCACCUUAAUGACCAGCAAAUUUAUUAUGGCAUAACCUUUCAUAAAUUCGGCCCUCUUCAUUGGAUGCAUAAAAUAAAUUCUUAAUUGGUAGGUAUAUAAAGAAGAAAAAUGGUAAGGUGGGAGCUGAAUAGCAAUCAGGUGCAGAAAUCUCACCGAGUGAUAAUUAGAGCUUAACGAGGCACACCAUUAAACCCUUUACAGCAGCAGGCUGGUGUCAAUUGCUGACAUGAGUGAACAACACAUAGCAAUAGAGUGGAACCUCAGUUUUCGAGUGUCUUGGAAGCCGAAUGCUUCAGAACCUGUACGCUGAAAACCCGGAAGUAAAUGCUUCCAUUUUUUAACGCGUCUCAGAAGCCAAAUGGCUUCCGCUGCAUGUUUUUCAAUUUUCUCAGUGGAAAUUUCCAAAAGCCCUUUGCACCUCGGUUGUUGAACAUUUUGGAUUACGUUCGACAACCAAGCUUCCACUGUAGCAGGAUAUGUCAAUUUCAGUUUUCUUGGUUUCUCAUUUUUCCAUUACUGAAUUCAUUUCACCACAAUUUGCAGUGAUUUCCAUGGAAAGAGGAGUGGUUGAAAUCUAUGCCAUGCCAGCCCAAUACAGAUAGUAGCCACAGGGUCCAAGCUUCAGCAGGGACUUCAUGCCAUGAUGCUGUUUGGCUAUCCUGAAGGGGGUGAUUGAGAUGUCACUUGGGAACAGACCCACCCACCACCUGAAAAUGCCCUGGUUGCGUUGCAGAGUAGCUAGGUAGCUGGUUUGAUGGUGCAGAAAUCGCUGUCACAACAUGUAUCACAGUCUAAAGGAGCUUCCAGUUGUCUCUGUUUUACCCCAAGCCUGCAAUGUGCUUUACCCGACAUUGUUUCCUGCUGAUCUACAUGGCUGCCGGGUGCUGACAUGAAACCAGCACAGGCUGCUUAGUCUGCCUGAGCUCAAUACAAAGGUAUCUGCAAAUGAGGGAGGGUCUUUGGCUCUCCCUGUGCUGCUGCUGAUUUCCUUAAAAUCACAAUAAAACAGAAUUGUAAAAACUAUGUGGGGGGAAAACUAAGAGGAAAAAGCAGGAGCUGGGGGGGGGGGCCCUUCUCACCCACCCAGGAUCCUGAGAAGAUGCAGUCUAGACCCUCUUUCUCAGUCUCCUGCUCUCUAACCCCAAAACUAAUACGGUCCUUAGGUGUUGCUGGUUCUUUACUCUUCUGUGCUCUUUUCUGGAUUUCAGGCUCACAGGGUUUGGCGGAUCCUGCAAACACACAAGCGACAGAAGCAGUGACUCCAGUCUCCCACCUGACCAGUCCACGUAAGUUCAAGCCUCAAGGCACUUUCUCCUGCAGACAGUAUCGCAUCUCCCGUCUUGUGCUCAGGCGUUACAGAAGGAGGUAGCAUAAAAUCAUGAUCUCAGGUUGUUUGGUAUUGUCUGCCUGUGUGAUCAGUACCCAUAUGAACAAACACCCAGCCUCUAAACUUUCCACACCACACCUGCUGUUAUCUUUAUAUAGCCCUUGUUCCUGGUCUGUGUCCUCUAGGUGACAUAGGGACUGUAUGCACAGCUGGGUAACUGAAACAAAUAGUAAGACUAGUCUUCAUCCACAGUUAUGCCAUGCUACUAAGUUGUUUUAGACUGGCUUUCAUAUUGUGUUGUGCUUUAACAUUGCAACCUGCCCUGGGACCUUAGGGUUAAUAAAUUUAAUAGUCAUAAUCAUAAUCAUUGUGAUGAUGUUACAUGCCACCCCAAUCUCUUGAGUGGUGCAAGAUUCCGGGGGUUCCAGGCACUUACUCAGGAUUUGUGUUUCCUUUGGAAUGAGGUGCAGCAGAGACUGGAGAGUUAAUAUGGUUUAUGGUUUAUUUGCACAUAUUUACAACCAGAGCCUGCAAUGGAGGGGUUCACAGCAUUAACACCCCCAUAAGGCCUUGCUUCUCUCAUAGCUGCAGCCUUGGAUUCCUGGAGAAAUCAGGCAUGGCUCUGAUGUUCUGCCUUCCCAGCCGGCUGCCUUGUUUCCAGCUUCCAGCACACAGAACUCCACUCUCAACUCUGGCCUUUGUUUUUCUAACUACUUAUGAGUUGAGGGAGGGGGAGCACCCAGAUCCACUCCUCUGGAUUCCUUAGUGGCCCAUUACCUCAUCAGGAAGCAAGCCUGGCUAUUCCAGGAAUUAGAAGGGGCCCCAGACAUUAGAAGGGUCUUGGCAUACAGCCUACUCCCCCCUUCCCAAACUCAUAACAACAGCACCAGCAACAACAAUAGCAGCAACACAUUUAUGGUAUAAGAACAAAGAAAACACAGAAAUGGCAUAAAAUCAAACACAAGCUUGGAAGGCUGUUUCCCUCUUCCUCGCCCUUCCUCCUUCCACACAUUAGAGGCACUUGAGGAUUUGUUUAUUUUGCAUUUAAUGCAAAUUUUCCAAAUCCACACUUCCUGAACCAAUUAGCAAAUCAGAAUGCAUCUCUCCUUUGAAAUCUGCACUACUUUCAGUUUUGCCAUGCGGUUUGCAAACCAAAGAAUGCAUACAAAAAUGUGCUUAUUCCUUGAAAAUAGCAUGCAAAAUGCAUUCUGUUGGGGGAAACUGAUUGACUGGUUGUAUUUCUAUUCCACUUUUCAUUCAAAUGAAUCCCAAAGCACCUUACAAACAAUAAAUAACAAUAACAUAAUAGGACAUCACAAAUGCAACGUAAAUCUACUAUGCAAAAAACAGCUAUAUUAGGAGAAUGUUUUUGCACAAAAUGCAUAUAUAUAUUAAUGCCUACUUGGGGGAAAAAUCAUCAUGGGAUGAACUGAACUGGGAAAAUGUAGAGAAACUGAAAUUGAUUUCUUCUUCUUCUUCUUCUUCUUCUUCUUCUUCUUCUUCUUCUUCUUCUUCUUCUUCUUCUUCUAAAAUUGUCCAUCUUUACUACCCACCCACAAUUGCUAAUGUUUCCAUUUGCAGGUUGGACUGCACCUGAGAACUUACCGGUAGAUGUUAGACCGUCAUACCAGAUACUGCAAAUUCUCUGCAUCGUCCUGGGUCUUCUCCUUUUUUUGGCCAUUCUGACUCUAAUUAUCACCGUUUUGCGACACAGGCGAAGGGAAAACGGUACCAUUGGUAUGCUGGGCAUAACCAGCACUACAGAGGGAGGAAACCUACAUUUAAAUAAUGCUAUGGGGAAUUGGGUGGAGUGGAUAUAAUAUACUAUGUUUUGGACAGCUACUAUAGGAAGGCUUCGAAACAGAUGCCAGAUCCCUUCCUGGCAGGAAUCAGAAAUGCUGCAAAGUGUCCCUGCCAUGGAUUCAUAUUGCCACCAAGAAGCUGUCACGAGCUGUCAAAUGUUUUUCAGUCUCAGUGUAUCCCUGCCACUUCCAGAAGCCUCCUUUAUAACAAGUCUAUAAUGCUUCCUGAAAUCUGAAGGAGAGUGCAGAUAGAUUUCAAGAAUAAGGGUUGAUUGCAAAUGAGACUUAGAAGCCUCUCAGAGAAAAGUGUGUAAUUGAGCCACUAUCUCUCGGGGCUCCAGGUGUUCAUUUUCUCCCCUAUUAUGGGCAUUUAGUUAUAUGGAUGCAUGUCGGAAAUUCAUUUCGUUUGCUUUAAAGAUGCAACAUUCAGCCAGCCUGCAGGUUGUCAUUUUGGCAGAUGUUUGUCCCUAUAGUUUAGUAGCAUAUCCCUACUUCUUGGCUCCCUUUUGAAACAUUUACAUGCAAUAAUAAUAAUAAUAAUAAUGUGCUACACACAAUCGCAAAGCUGCUAACCAGGUGAACAGAACAUAUCUCCACAUUGCUUAAAAAAGCCACAAUGAUGCCAGGUCUGUUUCCAGACAGAGUUCAGAGUGCUGGUGCAUACCUAUAAUGUCCUUCAGACACCAUCCUCUGAGUGCAGGUCUGGCCCAUGAGGUAAAGUGAGGCAACUACCUCAGGUGGCAGGAGCCACAGGAGCAGCAGAUCCCAACGUUGAUCUGUCUCCCCACUCCCACCCCAAUUGUUUCCAAUCUUCCCUCACUCCUUCUUCCUUGGCAGGGAUGGGGGUGCCAUUUUGGGGUCUGUCUCAGGGGCCAAAAGGUAUUGAGCCAGCCCUGUCUAGGUGCCCCUGUCAUCAGAGGUGAGGCAGGUUGAGACAGGGGAGAGGGGCCUGCUUGGUUGUGGUGCCCCACUUCUAGGGUGCUGUCUCUGAGGAAGCUCACUAAGUGCCUGUUCUGUUGUCCUUUUAGUGCCAGGCAAAACCCUCUUUGUUUUCCCAAGCUUUGGGAAAUUGUGUCUAAUCACUAUUUCUUGGGGGGGGGGGGUUGCAGGUGGAUUUUAUUGUCAUUUUGCUAUGUAUGAUGACCAGAAAAUGCUUUCAUGUUUACUUUUUUUACGUGAAUGAAUGAUGUUACCCGGCAUGAAACUUUGGGCUUAUCAACACUUAACUUUCCUCUGGUUUUUCCAGGCACAGCGCACAAUUUAAAGCUCAGUGUCUGAGCACCCACACCCACACCCUUUUUUCUUUUUGCUUCAGAGCUUUUCCUGGGAAACCCCACUCUUAAAAAUUCACUGUGCCUAGAAAGAGCAGGGUGAAAUGUUUUGCCCAAAGUUAUUGAGCAAGCAAGGAAAUUCGGCAAAAUCCGAUAUGGGUUGCCAUACGUCAUGUCUGACCUGUCUUUAGUUACUAUGGACGACCUAUAUUUCCUUUGGACCUUUCCAAACUAUCAUCUCUUUCCAUAGUAAAUAUGUGCAGAUGCUAUUCUUUUCUUACAGAGCACAUCUGUUGGAGGAAUAUUUCACUUUUCCACUGCUCAGUUGGCAGCAUGGUUGUUGGUUUCCCCCUGCCCCGGAUAACGCAAUAGUUACUCAUAUGAUUACCAUGUGGAAGUUGGUUGUGAGAAUGUCACCUCAGCACCCUCUGAGGAAUGGAAGGGAAGCAUGUAUAGAAUGAGGGACCUGUGGCCCUCUAGAUGUUGCUGGACUCCUCCCAUCAGCCCAGCCCAGCCAGUGGUCAUGGAUGAUGGGAGUUGUAGUCUGACAACAUCUGGAAAGCCACAGGCUCACUAGUUCCACUGUUGUCAGAGCAGGAGUCAAACUCCUAUCUGCGUGCAAAGUCCCUUUGAAGGGAAGCCUUACAGAAUGAAAUAUCUGCUUUCAGUUGCAGAUAGUGCCAAUCCCUGUGCCUCAACUGCUGCUCCCAUCCUUCUAAAUCACAUCAUGCAAGUCUCAGCCACUGGAACACGCAACAACUAUCAGCAAGUCCCCACAAACCUCCCCAAAGAAGAAGGUAUGGGAAGUUGUAGCUUGCUGGCAUCACUUGUAUCUCCCUUAUUCCAUCAACCACCUGUCUCCCCACCCUCUCCUGUCUUCCUGGCAGUUACUAGUUUCCAUGUUUGAUGGUUUGGGCCAGAAUCUACGAGACAGUAGCCCAUAAGGCUGUCCUUGAUGGGCUGCUGGGAGCGAAAUGGUAGCACUAUAUUAUCCCUUGUCUCAUGUGUCUCCCACCUCAUAAUGGCUACUGAGACACAGUAACGAUUCCAAUCUCUUUUUUGCUGCAGUUAUCCAAUAAUGCUGCUGGUUGGAUGUGUUUUAUAAUUAUCAGGAUCACAACAGGCAGUUUUCCUGAGGAAAGUCCCUGCCUCAGAGCUGGUAUUUGCUACUGAAUCCCAGUUAUUACCAGCCUCACACCACCAGUGAUGCUGUUUGUUUUGAUAACAUUGUCCCUAUCAGGAUUCCUCUCAGUUUAACCAUUUUAUUUUCAUAAAAAGUUAUUUUUUAAAAAAACAACAACAUUUAAAUAGAUAAUAUAACUCCAAAAAAAGCCUACAGCUAGAAAAUCUACCGUACGGUACUUUAAAUAUUGUAUAAAUGCCAGUACCCAUUCCAAGACGUUUGUGUUUAUCAUCAAUAAUGCUCUGUGAAUGGUUACUUAAUGUAAGUGUCUGAGAGUGUCAUUUUUUUGUAUUUUGUUUCCCUCUGAUUUUACUGGUUACAUUUCUCCUUCAUGUCUCCCUGUGUUUGUGUCUAUCUACAAGCUAUCUAUCUACUCUGCCAAGCAAAGAUAGCAUUUCAAGCAUCUGAUAAAAUGGUUGAAAUAUUUUGUGCCAGUGAAAUGCUAUUAUGCUGGAGAAUUCAUAAGCAGGUUGCUGACAGCUUUGUUGCACGAUGGAUCAUGCAAUCUGCCGUGAUCUGAGUUUCAACUAGUGCAACUGUUGUGUUGGGUUCCUAUGUUGUGCAACAAUAAAACUCACCUAUCCCCUGGCACAAGAGCCCUGGCAGUAGCAGAUAGAGAAGGUUGGGUGUAGCCCAGGGUAAGUCAGUCCUGCUGCAUUUCUGAGUUGAUCCUGGACUUGUGCCCUGAAGUCCUGCCUGAUAGCUCCACUAGCUGGUUCUCCCCGAGUGGACUCAUGUUUCUUUCUCCCUUUCAGCAACGGCAGUGCUGCCUACACCCCUUAGUGAAGACUCUGAUUCCGACUAUGAACACUAUGAUUUCAGCAGCAAACCACCUGUGCAACUGUCUACCUUCUACAGUGAGCAUCUCACCACUGCCAGGCACACACUGCUUUCUUGUCAGAAACUUCCUAGCUUCUUUGGACCAAGCUGUACAUCCAUGAUAAUCCCUCGUGAUCCUUUGUGGUUCUAACAAAGGAUUUGAUCAGGACUGGGGGGGUGUUUAACCCUUUCCUUUGUGCUGUUUUCUUAAUCAAAAUUCCACCCACUCCCCCCCCCCAUAUAUUCACACACACCCCUCUGCUUGACUAGCAGCAGUUUGGGAAGUCUGACUUAGAUCAGUAUUAAAGGAAAAAUGCAGACAAAACUGCAUGCCACACAUUUGAUUUUAAUAUUUAGUUAGGCUCCUUAAACACUUCCUUCUCCACCACUACUGUUCCUUAGUGCCACUUGGCCCACCUGCUAUUUCCCUAACUCCCUCCCUCCACAGUCCCCGAAGAUUUUCCCAUUGCAAACUUUAAAUGCAGAUUAAGUGCAGGUUUUCUACUAAGAGAUGCAAGUUAGACUUCUGUGCCCCACAUCUAUAUGCCUGGGUUAUUAUGCAAUCCACAUUCAGAGGCAAUUGAAUGUUUGUUAGGGGUUGCAUUUAGGAAGCUGAGUAUGUGUCCAGUGUGUUUCUUCAUUCCCACCCCAAUAAAAUCCCAUCAAUGGGUUCGUGCAGAGACUGGGUAGGGAGCAGAAAAUGCUCUGCAGGGACAGCCCAUGGGUUCAACUGGCCCCUCCCAGCUAGUUGGAACAAGGUUGGGAGUGAAGGCAGAGAGGUAGCAGGAGAGGACUGGGGAAGGAGGGAGCAGGAAGGCACCCAGGCAGACCUGAGGAGGAAUUUUGCCCUUUUGGUUUGCCUGGAAAGGGGAAAAAAGCCACAAAAAGCCACAAGGGGCAAACCUUGUAAACUUUAAGAGUUGUGGGAACUUAGGGUUAAAGGAUCUGCAAGUUUGAUGGUUCAGAGGUGUGCUGUUUGAAUACAGCAUAUAUAAUAGCCUACUUUCCUGACAAAUCAACUUGUGCUCCUUAGUCAUUUGGUGGUGGGGGUGACAGUGAUAUUCUGUGGAUCCUCCUACCCCUGUGUUUUGAAAGAAACCUCCUUCUCCCCUUCCCCUGCAUCUGGGAGCUUGAUGAAGAAGUCUGUUUGGCCCCUGCUUUCAGAUUCUCUUCGAAACCGAGUGACUGAUGAAUACCCUCCCCGUUACAAUUUUGCAAUGCCAGCUAUGCACGAGGAGGGGGACAACAAGCACCCCACCUCAGAGGCCUAUCCACAAGCAGGUGAGAGCCUUUCUGUACCUUUCUGGGGGGACAUAGUAAUUGUGAUGCUGUUGCUGAUUUCUUGUGCUGGAUCCAGUUCCUCACUGCCAUAUGAAGUCCCUGGUUUUCUCCAGCAGGACCUGCAGCUGAAGACAGUGACAGCACCUCUUCUGGAGACGCAGACUGGUAUGAGAACAUCCAGAAACCAGAGCAACAGGAAAGCCAUCCAGGAAACGAGCCUUCCUUUGGAGGUGAAGCAUAGGAUUGUUAUCAAUGGAACUUUAAUUAGUCAGCUAGCACAUUCAAAGGUCAUCGCAAAAUAAAACAAGGUUCUAUCUACUCUGAACGUCAGAGAUGAGCACAAACUGAUCCCUUCAAAAGUGAGGUCAUUCUCUGUAAUGAAGUUGACACCAUCUGGUAAUUAAGGCUUUGCGGUUAUGGAGCACGUGUGGCCAGGCGUUGUGUUACACACACAUUUGCUAAUGUACCUGCAUGUUAGAUACAAAAGAGAGAUGGAACGUUAAAGAAAAAUAUUCCACAUUAAACCAUGGCCAGACAUUUGAUUAAAAUUCAGUAGAGCUGACAGGGGCCUUAUAGCAUUGCUUUGGGUGGGGGCGUGUCUGACCUUUAGGCUGCCAGGUGGCCAUCUGUGGCUUAGACAAAAUGGAUUCCUAUUGUGGGACAGUUAAUGGCUGUGGGUGCCGCACAUCCUCAUCUAAAUAUAGGGCUGCCAAUUACUGCAACCCACAAUGCAGGGCUCUAGUGAUGGUCAAGCAGAGCAAGAUCGCCUAAAGAGAGAAGAAUAGGGGCCAGAGCUCUCCACCCUGAGAAGCCGAUAGUUUUCUCCCUCAUUACCCAGCAAGACGUCCAGAGAGGCUUCGCAGCUGGAUAGUUGGGUCACCAAGCACCUCAGCUUUCCCCUCAGCAUCUUUUCCUUCUGAGCUUCUUCCUUCUUCUUGGCAACUGACCUGAAAUGCCCUCAUUUCUUUGCUUCAGGUUCGACAGCUUCCCCCAGACCUUUGGUGAACUGCAAGGCUGGGCCUGGGAACAGCUCAUUUGACAGCAGCAGCAGCAGCGAUUAUGAUGACAUGUGGGCCUAAAGGGCAGGGAUGCAGCUGGGAUGAUGCCGCUCCAUCUGUCGUCAGCAACGCCUCCAUCAGAAACAGCCAAGGGUGAUGGCAAGGCUGAGAACUGAAAGGGACCUACCUGUUCCCACAGUCUGGGCCUCAAGGAUUCAGCAUUUUGGAAGAAGACCAAUUCCCACAAAGAUAUGCGUGUGUCCAACUCCAUUCCCAGGACCAACUAGAAAUUUGUUGCAGUCGCAGAGCCAUGUGUUUAUUCUGCCUGAGAUUUUGUGCUAUUGUGAGAAUAACUAUGGGGGUGAAGAAAAGAACUGAGGCCUCAGAUUGAUUUCCUUUCCCCAGUUUGUAUGGCCAGCCAGCAGUGUACUGUCACAAAGCAGUUGAUACACUGACAUACCUACCACCCCAGCAGGCUGACUUCUAGCUUCAAAAUCCAAGCUGCUGAAGCAGAAGCUUCUGGCAAUAAGCACUGGCCAGUCUCCUUGAAUGGUGUUACAUCACCAACACAGACUUCCCCAUAGCUGCUACCCAGGAUGGAGCUAAAACAAAGUCCUCGCUCUAGGAACCAGAGCCUCUCCGACAGUUUCUUCCUUGGGGAGAGCUCUUAAUUAAAUGCCAGGGUUUCUUGGAUAAGGGUGAGAUGCUUUCAUGAUGGGAUUAGUCAAGGCUGUUCCACCUGAAGAAAGCCAGAACUGCUGUUUCAGGGGCUCUGCUUUCUCCUCACUGUGGGGAAUGGAGCACUGAUUGCUAGGACUAGCCCCACCUCACAGCAGUUUUAGCUUUCCGCUCUGGGGCUUGUGAAGGCCUGUGAGCUCCUGAGAUGAAAGGAGGACAGCAGUUCCUUCUGCUACAGAAGCAAAUUUGGGGAAGAACCAGAGUUCAGCUGGCAGCAAAGAGCUUUGCCUGCUGUCAGGCCCAGAUGCAGUCCUUGCUGUCUCCAGUUCAAAACAUCUCAGGUAACAAGGCUGGGAAGGACCUUGGCCAGACGCCCUGGAGAGUUGCUGAUGCUAGGCUAGAUGGACCAACGUUCUGACUAGAUAUAAGGCAGCUUCAUAUAUGGUCUAAGGUCAGGGCUGAGAAACCUGUGGGCCACCGAAGAACUCUGACUGUCAGCCAUGCUGGCUGGGGCUGAUGGGCAUCCUGCAAUUUCCAAAGAGCCACACACAGCAAUGACAGCUGCUCUAUGUGUCUGGGAGUAUACUGUCUGGGUUAACUGUAAGGCCCCCCCAAAGCGCUUUGUGCUGCACUAUAGCCAGGACCAGAAGCAUCUAAUGGCAGAAAUGAAUGUAUCUGAUGAAACCCAAGCACAAGCAUCUUCUAUUUAUUAAGAGAGUUGCAUUCUCCUGAAGCGGGGAUCAAAUUCUUAUUACUCAUCCCAGCAUGGUAAGGUAGACAGUGGCACUUUUGUAAUAAUGGCGAUUUGAAUAUCUGCUUUUUAUUCUCCUUACAGAGUUUGGAAUUGGAGGUGCAGCCUGCGAGAGAGGGGUAGGGGGCUGCUGGGCACCCAGAAGCCAGAAUCAAGAGCAAGGGAGCGACUGCUGUUUGAGCUCUACCAGUCUCUGGCACUCGUUGUCUGUGAGGUUCUCAAGGGCCCUGUCUGGUCCCUGUCUCUUCCAGAUCUUCACAAGAGGGUCUUAAGUAGAGCAACCCUAAUUUACAUCUAUGCUAGAGCAGGGAGGCAUUUCAGAGACUGGCUUGCAGAGUCAUCAACCACACCCAUUGCUUUGCCAUUAUUGCUGCGGGCAGUGCGGAAGAUGGGGGCAGCCUGUUUGUCUUCCCUCCCAUUGACUACAAUAGAGGGGGUUAAUUGCACCAGCCCCAGGGGCUGCUGUGGAGUUUCUCCAUUUCUGUGGAUGGGUUGGGGAAAAGGUGGCAUAUCUAUGUCCAACUUGCCCUGUUUCCACUCCCACCAGUGGAACAUCUGUGCUCUUCACUGGUGUGCCAGGGACAUUCUAGCAAUGUAAUGCCAUUCUGCCAGCAAUUUUCUGUCUCUGCCAGCAGAGAGAUACAUAAUGCUAUGCCACUUUCUAAGGCUCCUCAGCCAGCUCUAUGGUGGGGCUAGGUUUCUUCCCUUAGCACAUUUCAUUUUUCAACAAAGUCGUUUUUUAAAAAUAUUUUGAUGUCUACGCAUAAGAAUGAAAAGAGUGAAUGCAACAAACGUGUACCGUGCAUGCUAUUUAUUUUCUAUUAAAAAAAAUAUUAAUGCUGCAUUUCAUCAAAAAGGAUUCCACAGCAGUUUAUAACAGGACCAAACGAUAACAACCAACAACAGAACCAACAGUAAAAACACGCACAAAAUUUAGAAAGAGAGAGGCAAUCAAACAGCAACAAACUUAAAGAGUGUUAGAAAUAGCAGUCGCCAAUCGAUAAAACUUAACAGUUAGCUAAUGCAAUCUGAAAUCCGAAAAGGUUUUAAGCUGCCAUGGAAAGAGAAGAGGGAAGAGGUUGUGUGAGUCUUUCCUGGGAAUUCCAGGAAAUUGGAGCUUCUACCAGAGAAGCCCUGCUGUCACUGGUGGUCAACGUUUACCCCAUGUGCACUCACCAGGGAGACAUGAUUGGCUGACUCAGGGGCAGAGUCUGAUUAGCACUGAGUGGCAUUUCUCUUACAUUUAAUGCUCCUCAGGCCAGCACAUGUUGUGUCCGAUAUUUGCAAGAAAUAUAAUUCCAGUCUUUAAAAUGUUCAAGAUUAGAUCCAGGGUAAGUAAGUUGCACUUGGGUCCCUUUAGAAUCUAUGCAAAACUAACCAUGAAUUCAUUCCCACU
Podarcis lilfordi (Lilford's wall lizard) is the source of this 41192-nucleotide messenger RNA. NCBI's taxonomy places the organism in Eukaryota, Metazoa, Chordata, Lepidosauria, Squamata, Lacertidae. The record is from the annotation of a GenBank genome assembly.